Messenger RNA from Cornus florida, 2046 nucleotides. RefSeq lists its product as uncharacterized. The coding region runs from base 1002 to 1655 and encodes 217 amino acids. Gene Ontology annotation, cellular component: endoplasmic reticulum; endoplasmic reticulum membrane. Gene Ontology annotation, biological process: endoplasmic reticulum to Golgi vesicle-mediated transport; intracellular protein transport. NCBI's taxonomy places the organism in Eukaryota, Viridiplantae, Streptophyta, Magnoliopsida, Cornales, Cornaceae. The transcript is spliced from 2 exons. The record is from RefSeq and is a predicted model, not a curated record.
UUUCAUUUGAUCACAUCACUAAGUACAAUCAUAUGCCUCACUUACCAACACAAGACUUUAACCAACAAAAACAAAAACAAAAACAAAAGAAAAAAAGUAAAAGAUAAUCAGCCCACAUCCAAACUGAACAUUAUAUUAUUAUUAUAUAUUUUUUGACACAUUAUAUUAUUAUAUAGAAGCACACACAUGAUACAAUCUCUAUGGCUUCUGACUAGUGUCCUUGAUUCACGCUUAUUUUCCUUUCCAUUCCUAAUCCUUUUUCGCCUGUAAAGCACAACCCACUAAUCCCAAAAGACAAGACUCUCAGAGUCUUGAGUGACAAGACAAAUUGGGCUUAGAAAAAGCUUUUCCCUUCCAAUUAAUACCUAAAUUUACAGAUCUGUAGUCUUAAAUCCUCAAUUUUUUUUAUUUUUUUGGGGGAAAAAAAAAAAACUAGCUUCAAGAAACGAGGUUUUGGGUUUUUCCUCUAAAAAUUUUGGGUUUUUCCUCUAAAAAUAUUUGAUCCUAUUGGUCAGAAAGUAAAAUAAUUUUACGAUUUCCAUAAGUUGAUUUUUUUUUUUUUUUUUAAAUAUUUGAUUUUGAAGAAGAUACUAGAGGGAAGAAGUGGGUUUGUGCCGAAAAAAAAAAAGGGUUCUUUUUUCUUGUUCAUGGUUAAAAUUUCCGGUUCUCUGGUUUUGAACCUCUCUUAUUUGAAGGAAAAACCUGGUUUUGUGAAGUGGGUUUCAAUAUUCCCCAUUUAGACUGAUACCCUUUCAAAAAAAGGUUUCGAUUUUCCACAAAAGGUUGGUUAGUAGUUAUUUAUCGCAUGGAAAGAAGAAUUGGGUUUCUGCUCAAAAGUGUUUUCCUUUCAAGUUAUGUGGAUCUAUGUCACUAAAUCUGCAUUUGUCUGAAGAAGAAUCUGAUUUUGUGAAGUGGGUUUUCAUUCUUUCCCAUGAAAAUUAGCACCAAUUCACUGUAGGGUUAGGGAUUGAUUACAGUUGCAGAAAGGUGGGAUCUUGAAGAUGAUUCAGCUAUUGUUCUUGGUUCUGUUUGCUGAAGGUGUGGUGGCAUUCCUUCUACUGGUGAAGAUUGGGCCACUGAGGGAGCUGGUGAUGAAGGGUUUGGAUCAGGUGAAGAUGGGGAAGGGUCCAGCUACUGUUAAAACCAUCGGUGGUACAAUGGCAGUGAUCCUCUUCUCAAACUUCAUCAGCAUUGUCAAGAUUCAGAACAAGGGUGCCAAGCUUGGUACCAUGACUCCCAUGGAUCAGGUUCUAUGGAGGACACACUUGCUGGAGGCUUCUCUCAUGGGGUUCACUCUAUUUCUCGGAUUCUUAAUUGAUCGGAUGCACCAUUAUCUUCAAAAAUUGAUUUGGUUAAGAGGUAAUGUGGCCGCCUCGAGACAGGAAGUUGAAAAGCUUGAGAAAGAAAAGCAGCAGCUAAAGGAAAAGGAGGAGAAAGCUGCCAAGGAAAUAAAGCUGCUGCAGAAAGAAAUCUCUAAUUUGACAGAGAAUUUGAAGAAGCUUAAGUUGGAGUCUGAAGAGAAGGACAAACGUGUUGAAACUGCCGAAGUUCAUGUUGCUUCCCUCCAGAAACAAUCUGCAGAUCUGCUUCUAGAAUACGACCGCCUGUUAGAAGACAACCAAAAUCUUCAGAACCAAGCUCUAGGAUAUAGAUGAAAUUUUCAGAAAUCUAUCAUCUCCAGUUUUGGAAUCAGUUUUGGUCACAGGUGACGUUGAUUAAACCUCUCCUUGCAUGGAAAUCGGCCUCCACUCUUACAGAAUGGGGGAGGAGCUGCUGCUCGAUGUUGUUUAAAAUUUUGUAAUUUCUCUUGAAUUUAGAAAUUUAUCAGCUUAAUCGCGAUGUUGUUUCUUGUACCUGAAUUCCCAUCCCUUCUCGGUGUUUCUAACUGACAAUAGUAAUUUGAUUUUGUGAAUGUAACCGAAACAGACAAUGUUUUAUUGGGAACAUUUAGAUAUGUUUGCCAUGAAGACAAUGUUCAUGCUUGGCUAAUCCGAAAAGUUUUGUAUCUUGGCUAAUUAGUUAUUUCUCACGUCACGAGGUCAAAAA